This is a messenger RNA of Schistocerca nitens (vagrant locust), 3895 nucleotides long. RefSeq names its product protein spinster (gene spin). Gene Ontology annotation, cellular component: membrane. Gene Ontology annotation, biological process: transmembrane transport. The record is from RefSeq and is a predicted model, not a curated record. Gene Ontology annotation, molecular function: transmembrane transporter activity. The transcript is spliced from 9 exons. Bases 73 to 1680 code for a protein of 535 amino acids. Lineage: Eukaryota; Metazoa; Arthropoda; Insecta; Orthoptera; Acrididae.
UCCGUCGUGGAGAAUGGAGUUCCAUUUGGCGUUCUGUGUUCAGAGUGCGCGGUGAUAGUCGCUGCAGUACAUAUGCCAGCUCAGAAACUUGUUGAUAAGCAUUCUCUGAAGAUUCUAAACAUGGAGCCUUCAAAUCUACCGCAGAAUCACUCUCAUCAACAGCUGAUGGGCAAUGCUGAUGAUUCAGACAGUAUUGACACCACAGUUCCAACAUUAACUGCCGGACCAGAUGCAUCGCAAGGGAGGCGUGGCACCGGCAUCAGAUUGCGUGAUAAAAUAACUGUCGCAGUAUUGUUCUACGUCAAUCUCAUCAACUAUAUGGACAGAUUUACAGUGGCUGGUAUCUUACAACAGAUUCAAACACACUACAACAUUGGUGAUGACAAAGGUGGCCUAUUGCAGACUGCCUUUGUUCUUAGUUACAUGGUGUUUGCACCAGUCUUCGGCUACCUCGGUGAUAGGUACAAUCGCAAACUACUGAUGGCACUGGGUGUCCUUCUGUGGAGUGGCACCACUCUUGCUGGUUCCUUUGCAAAUAGUUACCAUAUGUUCCUGACAUUCCGUGCCCUUGUUGGGAUUGGGGAAGCGAGUUAUUCAACCAUAGCUCCAACUAUUAUUAGUGAUCUCUUUGUUAAGGACACCAGAUCAAAAAUGCUAGCUCUAUUUUAUUUUGCAAUCCCAGUUGGCAGUGGCAUGGGCUACAUCAUUGGCUCAGAGACUGCACGUGCCACUGGUGUGUGGCAGUGGGGCUUGAGAGUAACCCCUAUAAUGGGUGCUAUUGCUGUAAUUCUCAUCCUCUUGGCAAUGGAAGAUCCAAUGAGAGGCGAGAGUGAAGGGAGAUCGGAUAUCGGACGAACUUCUUGGCUACAAGAUAUUCGUGCUCUUGGCAAUAAUGCCAGUUUCAUGCUGUCAACCCUCGGCUUCACUUGUGUCGCAUUUGUUGCUGGUGCCCUGGCGUGGUGGGGUCCAAUGUUUAUACACUAUGGGCUUGUUCUACAACCUGGCCAUGAAAAUGCAACUCUUAAUGAUGUUUCUUAUAAGUUUGGAAUCGUGGCCAUGUUUUCUGGAUUGGUUGGGGUUCCUCUGGGUUCCUGCUUGGCUCAAUUUUUGAGACCUAGAUACCCUCGUGUGGAUCCUAUGAUAUGUGCCAUAGGGUUACUUAUUAGUGCCCCACUACUGUUCAUCGCAUCACUCCUAGCUGAAAGUAGCAUCUCUGUGUGUUACAUAUUUAUAUUUUUUGGAGAAGUAUUCUUGAACCUCAACUGGUCUGUAGUGGCUGACAUGUUGUUGUAUGUUGUAAUACCAACCAGAAGAUCAACAGCAGAAGCGUUCCAGAUUCUUCUUUCCCAUGCUCUAGGUGAUGCUGGUAGCCCUUAUUUAAUUGGUGUGAUUUCUGAAGCUCUGAAGACAGCACUAAACAAACCAGAUGUUUCUUUACAUGCUAAUUCCACAAUUCUUAGAAAUGACACUAUGAUAAUUGGAGUUCAUGAAACGGAGGAUCCUGUUGUGCGGUUCAAAAGUCUACAAUAUGCUCUAUUCACAACAAGUUUUGUUGAAGUACUUGGUGGUCUCUUUUUCUUGAUAACAGCUCUGUACAUAAUUCGGGACAGAAAAAAAGCCGAACUGGAACAUCAAGGUGCUGAACAUCCACAGCCAAGACAUCUUUUUGCUGAUGACUGAAAGUGGUUUAGGGCUGUAAAUCAUUACACGGUGUGUUGGGCAGUAUUUAAAAGUGCACGCUGUUCCUAAUUCCCUAUGUGAGUGUGGUCAUUUGUUAUGUUGUAGUACUGACAGAAACUAUAUGCUUACAUUGCACCAAGUGCUGGUGAGUUUGAUAGUAAAUGCAAGUCUGCAGUAUACGAUGUGAACAGUGCAACAAGGAAAUGGUUUAAUCAGUUUUAGGGAAAUGUGCUCUGCAUUGUUACAUAAUAUUUAUUGUACUUACCCAGCAGUUAGCAAGGACUGACUAGUUGAGCUGUACAGUUAGUGAUAAAAAUUGAGUGGUUCAAACAAAUAUUUGUCUUGUCAAAAGAAACAUGAUAAAAGAUUGUGAUACUGAUAUUUCUAUUUUUGUGCUGAAAAUAAUUUGUUGUAACUUUUAUCAUGAUGCAGAAAUCUGCGUUAUGUAAAUGCAUCAUACACUGGGGCAGAAAUUAAAUUUCUGUUGCUUUUUACAACAUUAUCUGUCCAGUUAUAUCUCAGUGAGAAGUUGGUUGAUCAAAUUUUUAUGCAUAAUUGGGCAAACGGCAUUGGAUUAUUAUGUCAACAGUGAAAUGAGUCAAGAACAAAAUUGUAUCAGUGUCUUAAUUUCUGUUGUAUUUGUGCACCAUUGUUUAACAGUUUUGUAAGAAUCUAUCAUUGUUAGCUGAAUAAUGUUAAGUUGUUGUGUGCCACUUUCUUGACAGUGACUUAAGUUGAUACUGUCCCUUUGAUAACAACAAAAUUUAUGUAACUUUUUGCAGAGCAGAUAUGAAACUGUUUAUAUUAAACAGUAAACAACAUUUCAUUGCUGAGCAAUGAGCAUGAUAAACACAUGUCCAAGAAUUGUUCCAUGCCACUUAGAUAUAUAUGGAUUUUGUGUGAAGUUAGCCUGGCACUCAAAAGUAUGUACAGUAAUUAUUAAACUGAGCACUUCCAUGUUUACUCAGUCAUCUGGCACUAACAAAGAAAGUCCACUUGCCAAAAUACUGAAGUAUUCGACUGUUCACCCUGAAAUUCAGUUAAAAUAAAUUCAUUAAAAUUUUUUCAACCAACAAUCAAUGGUAUAUGGAUUUUUCAUUUUUUAUAUAGUAAUUAUCUCAUUAAUUAAUGCCAUCUUCCAAAAGAAAUUUUUACAGCAAGAAAAAUAUAAGGUUGUGGUUCCAAACUCCUAACUAAAUAAGUAAGUUCAUUACAGACAAUAGAGUGACAACUAUAGUGGGGUGGGGGUGGGGGGAGGGGUACUGUGCUGUGUGUAUUCUACUCAGGGUUUUCUGUAACAUUAUUACAGAAGUUUACUGUUCAUAAUGAUGAAAACAAUGAACUUAAUUGUUCUGUACUACAUUACUUCCUUUUAUAACAAGAUAUUAGAUAUUUACCCAAUGGUAAAAAUGCUUUUGCUUUCUCGUGUGCAUUUGAGUAUCUCUUCACCUAUUUUUUUCCCCCAGGAGCUAGUUGAAUAGAUACCUUUUCUGUUAGCUUUUGUCAGACAUCAUUAAACUGUGGAAUCAAAGACUGUAUCGUAAUUACUGAAAGACUUGGAAUUUUCUUUAUGAAAUUAUUGGUUAAGAACAUGUGUAAGUUCAAACAUGUCAGAUGUUUUGGUUAUUUGUAUAAGAACAGUACUCUUCCACAAAAAGAAGCUUAAACAUUUUAGUAGCAUUUAAGUGUAAUGUGACUAAAAGCAAAAGUUUUAUUUAAUCUGGAAUUGUAACAUAAAUAUGUGUUACGUAUUUUUGGUAUCACUAGAUGUACAUCAUUUAUUACUGUUCACUGUUAUACUCUAAAUGCAGUGUUUAUUUGUCAUCAUUAAUCUGUAAUUCACUUUGUUACUAUAUUGGCAAGAAAAGGAUGUUGUAAUUAAGUCUUCAGCAUUGGUUUUGAUCCUACUGUUACGUAGAACUUGCACAAUUAUAAAUCUUCAAAGGAAUUAUUUAACAUAAGAAAAAAUAACUGAUAACAUGAUUGCAUGUAAUAACUGUAACAACUGGUGACAAAAAAGAGUAGGAAAGGAGCAAAAGAAUGAGGAGGAGGGGGGAAGAAAUUAUUGUUUGUAAGUGUCAUUGACAAUACGAUGUAAAUCAUUUCAUGCCUUAUUGAGGUCAAGUUAGGACUACUUGAUUUACUAAUUACUUUGAUAAUGAAUACCACUAUCUCGCCACAGGAGUCUUGCAUUGGAAAUUAUAUAUAUAUAUAU